Messenger RNA from Theobroma cacao (cacao), 2931 nucleotides. RefSeq names its product formin-like protein 4. Gene Ontology annotation, biological process: actin nucleation; actin cytoskeleton organization. Lineage: Eukaryota; Viridiplantae; Streptophyta; Magnoliopsida; Malvales; Malvaceae. The record is from RefSeq and is a predicted model, not a curated record. Gene Ontology annotation, molecular function: actin filament binding.
GGAAGACAAUGAUUGUGGCAGACUAUGGAAAAUGAGGUAUGGCGGCAAAAGUCAAAACCCCUCAUCAUCCAGGAGUAGUAGCUGACUGUUUUCGUUUAGACCUCAGAGUUACAAAUGGCAACUUUGGAAAGAGGGCAUUGUAGUCAUUUAGAAGAAGAGACAACCGGGGAGUGAAAACAAAUCAACCGGUGAGCAACUACCUUCAUUGAAACUGUCAGCAAAAGACUACCAGUACACUGGACUGCAGUUACUCGCACCACAUUGCCUAAAAGCACCAAAGGAAGAAACCAGAUGAGGAAGUUUCCUGCCACUUUUUUACUACCUUCAGCAGCUUCAUCUCUAGUUUUCGGUUAGGUUAUGAUGGUUCAGCCAUGGCUUUUGCCAUGUGCUAUAUUCUUCUUCUUGUUUUCCUCCUCCUAUGUUGUUGCUCUAUCUUCCAGGCAUCAACUUUUUCCCCACUUCACCAAAGUUCAGUUUAUAUCUGAAUCUUCACCUCCUCCCACCUCUAUGGUUCAAAGCCUGGCAAUGCCACCGGCUCUACCAUCAUCGUCAUCAUCUUCAAAAGGGAAAGUUGUGAAGAUCAUUGUUGCCACGGCUGCAACUACUCUAUUUAUUGCCUUGGUUGUCUUCUUCUUUCUCAAAAAGUUUACAAGAUGCUGCCGGAAAGGUAAGUACGAGUCAAGCUUUCGUCGAGAAGCCGUGGUGAUUCCUGAUGAGUUCAAGAAGUAUGGUGGAAAAGUGAAAGGCUUGAUCGUUGAUGAAAAUGGAACAGAUGUUCUUUGUAUGACAAAACUUGAUCGAAAACUUAAGAGCAACUUUCCAAAGGUCAUGUUUAAUCCUAGCUAUGAAGAAGAUGAAGAAGAAAAGAGGAUAGUUACUACACCAGAGAGAUCAAAUAAAUCAAAACCUCAAGAGGAUUUUCUGUUCCUCGGUGUGCCAUCUGAUGUGAUUAAUGAUCCAAAUGAAGAAAAGCCUAUUCUCCAGACUCCAACUCUGCUGCCUCCAGUUUCAACAACACUACCACCUACACGUGAUUUACAUCCAGCUCCUCCUGCUGCGAUGAUUUCAACGAAGCAAACAACAGCCCCUCCUCCUCCACCACCUUCCAUAAAGAAAGCUCCUCCUCCUCCACCACCAACUCCCCCUCAUCCUUUGCUAACGCCACCAGCACCACAAAAACUGGCCAAAAAAAAUCCUGCGGCGCCACCUCCACCACCGAAAGCAGGGGUUUCAGCUUCAAUACUAAAACCCCCAACAGCGCCAAGAGGCACAGCAAGCAACGGGAAUGGAGCAAGUACAUCGCCAGAGAACUGGAAAGGGGCUGGCUUUGGCCAGCUGAAGCUGAGGCCUCUGCACUGGGAUAAGGUUAUAGCUAAUUCUGAUCAUUCCAUGGUUUGGGAUCAGAUCAAAGAUGGAUCUCUGAGAUUUGACGAUGAGCUAAUCGAAACUCUAUUCGGAUACACUACCUCCAACCGGAAAUCACCAGACAAUAAUAACAUAUCAUCUAAUACUUCAGGUAGUUCCAGCAACACCCCUGCAGCUCAGGUUUUCAUCCUUGAGCCCCGGAAGUCACAGAACACUGCAAUAGUGUUAAAAUCUCUUGCGAUAUCUCGGAAGGAAGUUAUUGAUGCCCUUCGCGAAGGCCAGGGACUCAGCUCUGAGACCCUCGAGAAACUAACCAAGAUUGCUCCAACCCGAGAAGAAGAAGCUAAAAUCCUUCAAUUCAAUGGCAACCUUAUGAGACUUGCAGAUGCUGAAUCGUUCCUUUAUCAUGUCCUGAAAGCUGUUCCUUCAGCAUUUAUACGUAUCAAUGCAAUGCUUUUUAGAUCAAAUUAUGAUUCAGAAAUUCUGAACCUCAAGGAAUACCUGCAAACACUCGAGUUGGCGUGCAAGGAGCUAAGACGCCGAGGACUACUCUUAAAACUCCUGGAGGCUAUCCUGAAGGCCGGUAACAGGAUGAACGCUGGAACUGUGAGAGGCAAUGCACUAGGUUUCAACCUUAGUGCUCUUCAAAAACUUUCAGAUGUUAAAAGCACUGAUGGAAAGACAACUCUUCUUCACUUUGUUGUGGAACAAGUUGCUCGGUCAGAGGGUAGAAGACAUGUGAUCAACAGGAACCACAGCCUUGGAAGAUCCAAUAGUCAGAGAAACAAUGGCGAUGUAGAUCCAGAUAACCUGAUGCCAGAAGAGAAAGAUAGAGAAUAUAUGAUGCUAGGUUUACCCGCAUUAGGAGCCUUAGGUUCUGAAUUCUCCCAUGUAAAGACAGCAGCUACCAUAGAAUACGAAAGUUUCAUCAAUAUAUGCUCAAACCUGACAGGCCGUGUUGCAGAAAGUAGGCAACUCGUAGCAUGCUGUAGUAACAAAGAGCAAACUGGUUUUGUAAUGGAAAUGAAAGGGUUCUUAGAGGAUUGUGAGGAGGAGCUGGAGGUAGUGAGAGAGGAGCAAAUAAGGGUUAUGGAACUCGUGAAGAGGACAACAGAAUAUUACCAGGCAGGAGCAUCCAAAGAGAGAGGAGCAAAUCCACUUCAACUCUUUGUUAUUGUUAAAGAUUUUCUUGAUAUGGUUGAUGGAGUUCGUGCAGACAUUACAAGAAAGCUGCAGCGUACGAAUGUGAUACACAGCGCAGGAUCAUCACCACCACCAUCACCACCUAGGAGAACUCCCCUUAAAUUAAUAAAUUUCCGUUCACAAUUCAUGUCAGACAUGUCUAGGACCUCUUCUUCCAGUGAAUCAGAAGAUGAUUUCUAAAAAGAGUUUGCUACAGCUCUCUGAAUUUUAUUAAUGAAGAAAUGAAUUGGAGGGUUGGUUCUCAUGGAAGAAAAGGAAUCUAUGAAAUUUAACAGAUUCCUAAAUUUAGUUUCAGAAGUUGAUUUGUGUAACGUUGUAAGAUAAUCUUUUGUCAUGAGCAAAGUAGACUUGGAAGUUUAUCAA